GACCAUGUUACAGAAAAUUUAUAAACCCCCCCUUUCGUUGGACCGGAGCCAGAAAAUUCCGGAUUCUGGGAAUUCGUGCGUUGAAAAUUUUCUUCUCGGACAAGAAAUUUCCACAAGUUGGGCUGCUAAACGAACAUAUUUAGCAGAAAAAAUGUAUAUUUGGACCAGUUUAACGAAUUGUUUGGCCGGAUAAUCCGUAUCACCUAAUCCUAAUGCAUAGGGACCAUAUCAAUUAUACGAGAACGAAAUUACAAAAGAGUUAGUCUGUUAAGUAGUUAUAGAGAAGAAGGGAACAGAAGAAACUGGUAAAAUAGUAAUGGUUACGUUUGGUAUUUCCAAGAUGGAAACAGUGUACGCCCGUUACACCUGUCAGCCGGCACUCCAAGUCCCAGAAAACGACAUGAAGCAAAAUUCCAUGAAAUAAAACGAAGGAAGUAAAUAAAGAAAAAACUAGAGUCGAAGAAACCAGGGAAUGAGAAGACGAUAGAGCCUGCAAUGGCAGGCAGGCGUGCAAAGGCGUUGGGACAGAGCGAGGCGUGAUUCGAACCGGUGACCUCUUUGGAUCUGCCGGAUUUGUUCUGCAAUACGAACAAUACUGUUGCUGUCACGCCUCUUGUUGGAAUGUAGGGCGGGAGGAGGCGAGUCUUUGCAUUGCUUUGUUUCCUUUUGCCCAUACAUUGACUUCGCGGAACGCGCCAAAUGAAAGAAAACGAAGUUCUGUUCUUGAGGCUCGGUGCUCCUCUUGCUUUACUUACUUGAGAAGAAGCAAUGCGGGGGAAGUUAAGGGAUUUGGUAGGGUUUUUACUUUGGCCCAGGGCUUGUUUCCAAUUACAAACGGUUUUUCAGUAGAUGGAUUCGCACGCUACCCUGAGAUCCCGAUUCUUCUUUGUUAGCUUGCUUUUUUAGUCGUGUUGAUCGUCCAUGGAUCUUUGAAUGUAUGUUUUGUUCUUCAUUUUUUUAAUUCGGCUCGAUGGAGUAGAGGGUUUGCUUUGUACUGCAGAGCUUAGCAUUUUCCGCAGCAUGUUUUAGUUUGACGCGACAGGCGACAGGAUUAGAACCCGGUACACCAAAGGAGUUAAUAGUCAGAAGCAACAUAAUUAAGGCGGAGCUGUGCCAAUGCAGUAAAUACAAGAUGGCAGCAAAUUAUUAAAGAAUGCAAUGUUGUAACAUUAUGCAGGGAGUUGCCAAAGAAAGAUCUUAAUAAUUACUUUGAGGAAUUUGAAAAAGAAGUGGUCCAGCAGCGGAAAGGAUUUGUGGUUAUUGUUUUAAAAAUUAUUGUUAUUAUGGGAUCCGUGUGUGGAAAACCCCGAGGCAGGUCGGAGAGUCCUGCAGAGAAGAGGGGUUUGUCCUCUAUCACCAGUCACUCACCGGCUGCCCGCCGGCUGGUGGUGCCUGCGGGAAGGGAUGAAGUCAUCGAGAGGGACGGCAGCGGGCAGGAGAGGGAUCACAGGGCUAAGCAUAAGGGUAAGGUCGGCAAUGGUGCUGCCCCGGUUUCUCUGCUGGCAGAUGAUGGCGAAAAACAGCGGCAUCAGCAGCAGCAUCAACAGCAACAGCAGCAGCAACAGCAGCAGCAUCGGCAUCCACACCAUCAGAGGCCGCCGGUGGAUAUUAUUUCCAAUACCAAUUCGAACCUCAGGCUGGGGAAUCCACCAAGACACACGGAAGGUGAACAGGUUGCUGCUGGAUGGCCAGCAUGGCUCACUGCUGUCGCAGGUGAAGCCAUCAAGGGAUGGAUUCCUCGUCGGGCAGAUUCAUUUGAGAAGCUUGAUAAGAUCGGACAAGGAACUUACAGCAAUGUGUAUAAGGCACGUGAUCUCGACACUGGAAAAAUUGUUGCGCUAAAGAAGGUGCGGUUUGACAAUUUGGAGCCUGAAAGUGUGCGCUUUAUGGCAAGAGAGAUACAGGUUUUACGUAGACUUGAUCAUCCAAACGUGGUGAAGUUGGAGGGAUUGGUUACUUCACGAAUGUCCUGCAGUUUAUAUCUUGUAUUUGAAUACAUGGAACAUGAUCUUGCUGGUCUUGCUGCGUGCCCAGGAAUUAAGUUCACUGAACCGCAGGUGAAAUGCUAUAUGCAACAAUUGCUCCGUGGACUUGAUCACUGCCAUGGCCGUGGUGUACUACAUCGUGAUAUCAAGGGUUCAAAUCUUUUAAUUGACAAUGGGGGUGUUCUAAAGAUAGCUGAUUUUGGAUUGGCUACUUUCUUUCACCCUGAUCAAAGGCAGCCCUUGACAAGCCGUGUGGUAACACUUUGGUAUCGGCCUCCAGAACUUUUACUUGGCGCCACUGAAUAUGGAGUUGCUGUGGACUUAUGGAGCACAGGUUGCAUACUUGCAGAGCUGCUUGCUGGAAAACCUAUAAUGCCAGGGAGAACAGAGGUGGAACAGCUGCACAAAAUCUUUAAGCUGUGUGGUUCGCCAUCAGAAGAUUAUUGGAGAAAGUCAAAGUUGCCACAUGCAACCAUCUUCAAGCCACAACAACCUUACAAGCGUUGUGUUGCAGAGAACUUUAAAGAUUUCCCAGCGUCGGCUUUGGCUCUGAUGGAUGUUCUUCUUGCUAUAGAACCUGCUGAUCGUGGAACUGCAGCUGCAGCUCUAAAGAGUGAUUUCUUCUGCACAAAGCCACUUGCCUGUGAUCCUUCAAGUUUGCCCAAAUACCCACCAAGCAAGGAGUUCGAUGCAAAAAUUCGAGAUGAGGAGGCAAGAAGGCAAAGAGCAGCAGGAGGAAGAGGACGAGGGUCUGAUGCUACCAGACGAUUGCCACGAGAAUCUAGAGCAGUUCCUGCCCCAGAUGCCAAUGCGGAAUUAGCAACAUCCAUACAGAAGCGGCGAAUGACCACACAAGCAUCUUCUAAAAGCAAGAGUGAGAAGUUCAAUUCUCACCAGGAGUAUGAUGCUGUUGGCUUUCCUAUUGAUCCUCCAAGGCCAGUGCAAGUCUUUACUGAAGCAGGUGGAACCUCUCGUGGGUAUUUUCAACAAGCAGGGCCUUCUCAUUCUGGCCCACUAUCAAAUACAUAUUCACGUACUUCAACAUGGGGAAAAAAACUGAAGGAAGAUGAUAUACGGAUGGCACCAAAUCGAUCAUCAUCACGCUCAAAGCAAUCGGCACUCCCUGAAUUUAAGAAGCAGGGGGCUUAUGGACCUGAAACUGGGGCGGAUUUGUCAAAUUUCUCUAGUUUAGUAGCAGCAAGAAGUAAUGCUGGCAUAGAUCCACAUAGGGAGCGGAGUAGCAUGCCACAACACAAUUAUAUUGAUGCAAUAGAUGGCAUCUAUAAUAAUGGCAAACACGAAUAUCUUGAAGUUCCUGAACAUUCAAUAAAACAAGAUUGGACUCAGGUUCAGCAACAAGAAUCAUUCAAAGGCUUAGAUAAUUAUCAAUUGCAAGAGUUGCCUGCAACUCAUUUUCGAAGGGAAGAAAGGGUUGCUUCCAAAGAACCUACUAUGGGCUAUGGUGGUCCAGGGGAGAGAAUACAUUACUCGGGGCCUCUGCUACCACCAUCUGGAAACGUUGAUGAGUUAUUAAAAGAACAUGAGCGACACAUCCAGCAAGCUGUGCGUAGAGCCCGGCAAGAUAAGGUUAAGUCACAAAGAAACAAUUCAUCACACCUAGACAGGAAGGCAUUUGAACAAGUAAGUUUUGUUUCUUUGGCAAAUGGAAAUGCAGGAUCUGUGGAUCAUGAGAGUGAACUGCUGAUGCCAGCAGGCAGCAGCAGGCUGAAAGUGAGUAAGACAAGAGGGAUCGAGGAAAUUGUUGAACUUAAGGAAUUAGAGAGAGAACCCCUCUCAUCAGUUGUGGAAAACUCUGAAAGGGAGCAAGAUUUGUGAUGUUUUCCUUACGUUCAUAUUAGGCCCUGAAAAUGGGACGAGCCUAUAUUCCCGUGUAUGUAAAUUAAUGUGGUUGUCACAUCUCUGAGAAAAAAUUGAGAUCGGAUUAUUUGAGCGAAGGCAGUGUUUUAAUUUACUUCUACCCAGAGUCCUUGCAGGCAUGAAUUCCAGUGUCAUAUGAACACAAUGCAUUGGUUUUCUCUAUGAGACGUAUGGGAAUUAUUGUAUUUUUAGAUUCUUGAUGGCCACAUGAACUUGCAGCAAUGUAACCAAGCAUUGUUGGAAUUGUAUAAUAAGGUUUUGGCCAUCGUUGCCUUUGCAUAUGAUGCAGCUAUUGUUGUAAAUGUUAUGAAUAUAUGAGGUUAGAGGAACAAGUCUCAGAUGUCAUUAUUUUCUUUUUUUCCCAUUGCAAUGAAAUACAGGCAAGGUUCACUAAGAAUUUUGCUUUGUCAUUAUAGAA
This is a messenger RNA of Cryptomeria japonica (Japanese cedar), 4281 nucleotides long. Its product is annotated as probable serine/threonine-protein kinase At1g54610. The transcript has 8 exons. Gene Ontology annotation, cellular component: nucleus; cyclin-dependent protein kinase holoenzyme complex. NCBI's taxonomy places the organism in Eukaryota, Viridiplantae, Streptophyta, Pinopsida, Cupressales, Cupressaceae. Bases 1284 to 3821 code for a protein of 845 amino acids. The record is from RefSeq and is a predicted model, not a curated record. Gene Ontology annotation, biological process: positive regulation of transcription elongation by RNA polymerase II; protein phosphorylation. Gene Ontology annotation, molecular function: ATP binding; RNA polymerase II CTD heptapeptide repeat kinase activity; cyclin-dependent protein serine/threonine kinase activity.